GUGGCCUAUGCAAGCUUUUGAACCGCACCACAUAGAUUGUCAACCAGCAUAGUCCGCAGAACAAGGCUCGAAUACGACAACAUCACGACUAUAAUCAUGCCUCACGAUCCUCGAAUAACUGUAUUUGUGUUGUUAACAGCGGUUCUAUUCGUUGGGACGGGAUACUCAGUCGCCUACAAUACGUAUCUCGACACUUCAAAUCCAUUGCUCACACACCUUCCGCACCCCCUUCAGGAUACAGACUACUUCGCCAACAAGGCCAACCCCCUAAAUGUCUUGUUCAUCAAGAAAGCUUGGGGGUGGACCUCUGCCGUAUUCUUCCUACUGUGGUUGAGCACUCCCUCUCAGGCCAGGACGAAACAGCCAUUAUUGAAGUGGGCAACAGAGUCGCUAGUUUGGCUUGUAUUUACAGGCUGGUUCUUUGGCCCACCCGUCCUUGAACGCUUGAUACUAGCCUCUGGGGGAGAAUGCGUCGCUGCCCUACCUUCUGGAGUCGUGCUCUCCAUACCAUCAGAGUACUGCUUGACCAAAUCAACCAUAUCCCCCGUAACACAUCCCGCUCUCUUCGCAGCAUCACUUGUCUUGCCUGAUAGCGAAUGGCAUACCAGACCUAGGCUCAGGAGAGGACACGACGUAUCAGGCCACGUCUUCCUCCUCACCAUGUCCAUCCUCUUCCUCGCCGACCAACUCCGAUCGAUAUCAUCUCGCGUUCAAAAGCCAUCCCUUUUGUACAGGCUGGCCGUGAACAUGAAUAUGGUCUUAAUAGGCAUCUGGUUCCUUGCCAGUCUUACUACCAGUGUCUACUUUCACUCUCCUUUCGAGAAAUUCACUGGUUAUUUACUUGGGAUCGCAGGCUUCGCGAUUACGCAGUUGCCGUUGUUCCGUGAAACGACUGCCACAUCACCAUCAACGCCUGAUAAUAGUGUCAGUGGAGCCCAGUAGUAACAAUACCCACUUACCCUUCGUGGACGCAGUUCGCUGGCUAUUUUAGACAUAGUUCUCCUACUCAGCCUUAGAUCCUUUGUAUCGCCAGAGCAGCUCCGGUAGUAUGUAUACAGGGCAUGUACCAUGAGCUACUAUUAUUAUAUCUGGAUCAGUUCUCGACCCAGACCUUGAAUUAUUCGAAUCAAAGUACGUUGUACACCUAGUAGCUUAUCGAGUAAUAUACUGCCGUCACUACGAGUCUUUCUAUGAUGAUGAUAUUAUUCAUAAAUAUAGUGGAUUUUAUGUAUAUUCACAAGUAAUUCCGAUGCUCGUGUUAUUGGGAAUGUAGUGCACAUGGAACUAUCCAUAUAAAUGUCUAUGUGAGUUAUGGUUGUGUUAGAGCAUCAACCAAGAAAUUAGACUGCCAACGAUGACGGCUGGUAAUACGACACUGACGCUGUCACCUGCUAGUCUCCAGAGAAGACCUCUCCGUCUCUGCUGCCCCCGUAGAUUUGCGUCGCCCAUCUUGAGUCUACCGCCACCGGAGCGCCAUGAUGUAGGCAUCAGUACCGAUGGGAUACCAAUCGUUAUUCGUCGUCUCCUGCCACCUAAAACAAAUGAUCGCGACCAGGACCACCCGCGCGAACCUGCAUGCGGCUGGGGAGAUGGAGGCGGGAGAAAGAAGGGUGACGAAGAUGAAGCCGAGUAAACGUCAUCGUGAGUCGUCGCUGACCAGACAGCAGCGCCUGCAUGGGCAUGGCUGUCGCGCCGGGCAGCAUACUGUGCAGGAUGCAUUAAUUCAUCAAUAUCAUCUUCUGACGUGAAAAGUGUUAUAGGGCUCAGCAGUGGAGAGUCCUGAGGAGUAGCCGGACCAGAGAAUGCACGAAGAUUGGCCGGAGCAGUCGUAUUUGGGACUCGCAGUGUGGGAGGAAAGGGGCUUGUUGGACUAGUGCGGUCUUUGUUUUUAUUGGGAGACCAGGCAGACCAUAUGGCUGAGUCAGGUCGGCUUGGAGUGACCACACGGCUUGGUUGCGGAGUGAUCGAAACGGGAGAGAUGGAGGAGAAACGUCGACGAUGGCGUGCAGGUGUGAUGUUUAGGUAAAGCAAUGCGAUAAUGGUGAGUAUAAUGCAAGGUAAAUAGAUAGAAUUGAAGAUUGCACGAUGAUCUGGGAGGAGACAAGGAGCAUCUGCGAACGUGAGAGGUAAUGUGGGAUGUAACUCUGGGUUGAUCAACGAGAGAAGUUGAAAACCGGGUUUGCGAAUGUUGCGAGCCAAGGAGUAUGACUUGACUGUAACUUCGCGGAUUGCCUUAUGGUUGGUAGAACCAUCCCAUGGGCGAAGAACAUGCGUGUGGUCACAAUAGUCGCGAUCAUCGCCGCUAAAUACAGCAGAUGGGUGCAGAGUAUCCAGCAAAAAUUCGGUUGUUUGUUUCCCCAGCAUGUUCUGAUAGCCUUGACCAGCACCUACUCGCAAUGUUCCUUUUUCACGAAGAGGUCCACAUGACUUGCUCGACGGCCUCGACAAGGGUAUAUGGCUGAAUAGAAUCGAUGGAGCGGUUUGAUUGUCUGAUAUGGACUUCACG
This is a messenger RNA of Serpula lacrymans var. lacrymans S7.9, 2506 nucleotides long. RefSeq lists its product as uncharacterized. Gene Ontology annotation, biological process: lipid droplet organization; lipid storage; phospholipid biosynthetic process. Gene Ontology annotation, cellular component: endoplasmic reticulum membrane. The transcript has 5 exons. The record is from RefSeq and is a predicted model, not a curated record. The coding region runs from base 97 to 942 and encodes 281 amino acids. Lineage: Eukaryota; Fungi; Basidiomycota; Agaricomycetes; Boletales; Serpulaceae.